UCCCUCAUCUUUGCUUCUUUAUUUUCUACAAAAGAAAGGAGAAACUUUUGUUUUUUAUUUCGGGAAAAUAACUGAAAUCAAGGUUUUUAUUUUUCUUCUAUUUUUUUCUGUGCGCUAAUCUGAUAAUCGAUGAUUUUCUUCGGUUGGAUUGGUUUCUAGUUCGACGAUCGAGAAGUAUUUGAUAAGUAAAACAUCUAAAUGGGCCGUCCUCAGAAUCCACAUCCACCCCGAUCAUUCUUCCCUUUUGGAAAUCCUUUUCGGAUGAAAUCACCUAAAGGCUCUCACAUGUCUCCGCAACUUCUUGUAGUAUUACAAGCUUUUGAGGCAACAUUAGCGGAGAGGCUGAGAAAGCUUAUGCCAAAAAGCAAGGAUGAAAUCCUCAGCUUGUCUUGGAUGACUUUAGCUAUGAAGUCACUUUGUGAAACUCAUAAUGAGAUAGGAACCCUUAUAACAGACCUUGAACUUCCGGUGAGUGAGUGGGAUGACAAAUGGAUUGAUGUGUACUUGGACAUAAGUGUGAAAUUGCUAGAUAUUUGCAAUGCGUUUAGCUCUGAGUUCUCACGUCUGAAUCAAGGUAAUCUUCCUCUCAAGUGUGCACUGCCCAAUUUAGACUCUGCUUCUUCAAAGCUGUCUAUUCGGGCCUGUUCUUUCCUCGAUGAAUGGACUCAACAUGUUCAUUCUAGGAACCCUAGAAUUGAGAAAUGUAGCACCAUUUUAGAUAAUCUUGUUGGAUCACUUGAUCUUCCUAAGGUUAAAAAUUCUGCCAAAGGUAAGGUUUUGAUGCAAGCUUUGUAUGGAGUUAAGGUCGAGACUGUAUUUGUUUGCAGUGUGUUUGCUGCUGCAUUCUCUGGCUCUUCAAAGAAGUUGUUAGAUUUGAAUGUGGAUGACAUGUAUUCUUGGGCUCCAGCUUAUAGAAGUUUGCAGAAUCUUGUAAAUGAGGAGGUUAGAGUUAGAUUUUCCAGUGGGAAAUUUACUGUAUUAAAUGAGUUGGAAGCGGUGGAUGCCUUUGUGAAGGAAUUAUAUCCUACUAUCCAGGGUGGUGUCGAUACAGUUGACACAGAAUUGCUACGGAAGACUGUUGAGGAAUUAGGCAGGGCUGCAGAGAAGCUUUCCCAAGGAUUAGAUGAUCUUGCAAAGGGAGUGGAUGGCUUUUUUCAAGCAGUUUUGACAAGUCGUGAUGCUUUGCUAUCCUCUGUGAGGUUUAACAUAACUGUAAAUGAUGGUGUCCCUGGUUUUCAUAUAGAUCAGAAAGUAGUCCACUGAAUAUGCAUUAGCCUAACUCUUGUAGAUAAUGAUAGGUUGUGGGGUUUUUCUGUGCUAGUAUUGAUAGUAUUCGGUCUUUUAUUUGGCUUGUUAUUUCAAGGUAUCAUGAGUUAUAGGUUAUCCGACAGUAUUGUUCGUGCUGAAAUGUAUAUGUGUGAGUGGGAUGUUCUGUGUAAUGUUAAACAACAAAAUUAUAUAAAAACUUCUAUUGCGCCUGCGGAAGUUUGUUUACAAGCAACUUGUAAUGCUCACGUAUGACCUUUUAUCAGAAUACGAAUAUGUAUUGUACGG
This is a messenger RNA of Gastrolobium bilobum, 1554 nucleotides long. RefSeq names its product protein BPS1, chloroplastic-like. The transcript has 2 exons. The record is from RefSeq and is a predicted model, not a curated record. The coding region runs from base 199 to 1263 and encodes 354 amino acids. NCBI's taxonomy places the organism in Eukaryota, Viridiplantae, Streptophyta, Magnoliopsida, Fabales, Fabaceae.